Molecule: messenger RNA, 1227 nt
Organism: Coprinopsis cinerea okayama7#130
Lineage: Eukaryota; Fungi; Basidiomycota; Agaricomycetes; Agaricales; Psathyrellaceae
Product: endopeptidase
Exons: 5
Coding region: 1-1227 (408 amino acids)
Biological process (GO): proteasome-mediated ubiquitin-dependent protein catabolic process
Cellular component (GO): proteasome regulatory particle, base subcomplex
Molecular function (GO): proteasome-activating activity; ATP hydrolysis activity; ATP binding
Source: RefSeq, a predicted model, not a curated record
AUGCCAGUCGCAACGAAAGCACCAAUAGCACCAGGCGGAAUAAAGUCGUACUACCAGGCCAAGAUCGAAGCGGCCGAGAUCCUCAUCAACCAGAAAACCCAGAACUUGCGGCGGUUGGAGGCUCAACGAAAUGCUUUGAACGCUCGAGUGCGUCUGCUUAGAGAAGAGUUGCAGCUGUUACAUGAACCAGGCAGCUAUGUUGGAGAAGUGGUGAAAGUUAUGGGCAAGAAGAAGGUUCUGGUGAAGGUCCAGCCUGAAGGCAAAUACACGAAUUCUAAUGAUGAACUAGUCGUUGACAUCGACUCUGAAAUCGACAUCAAUUCACUGAAACCAACACUGCGUGUUGCCCUCCGUUCCGACUCCUACACAAUCCACCGAAUCCUUCCCAACAAGGUCGACCCCCUUGUCUCGCUCAUGAUGGUCGAGAAGGUGCCAGACAGCACGUAUGAAAUGGUUGGCGGUCUCGACAAGCAGAUCAAGGAGAUAAAGGAGGUCAUCGAACUGCCGGUGAAACAUCCAGAACUGUUCGAAGCCCUCGGUAUCGCCCAGCCCAAGGGUGUCCUGCUGUACGGGCCACCAGGAACCGGAAAGACCCUCCUCGCCCGUGCCGUCGCCCACCACACAGACUGCAAAUUCAUCCGAGUCAGUGGAAGUGAGUUGGUGCAGAAGUACAUUGGUGAAGGUAGCAGGAUGGUGCGAGAGCUGUUCGUGAUGGCUCGAGAACAUGCUCCAAGUAUCAUCUUCAUGGACGAGAUCGAUUCCAUUGGUAGCUCGCGUGGAGAGAGCGGUAGUGGAGGUGGUGACUCCGAGGUGCAGCGGACGAUGUUGGAACUUCUGAACCAGCUGGACGGCUUCGAGUCGACCAAGAACAUCAAAGUCAUCAUGGCCACGAAUCGAAUCGACAUUUUGGACUCUGCUCUUCUACGACCUGGACGAAUUGACCGCAAGAUCGAGUUCCCUCCGCCAGGCCCCGAGGCCCGUGUUGCCAUUCUUCGAAUUCACUCUCGAAAGAUGUCCCUGCAGCGUGGAAUCAACCUGCGUGCUCUUGCUGAGAAGAUGGGUCAAUGCUCUGGUGCUGAGGUCAGGGGUAUCUGUACGGAAGCGGGCAUGUACGCCCUACGAGAAAGGAGACAACAUGUAACGCAGGAGGAUUUCGAGUUUGCAGUAGCAAAGGUUCUCAAGAAGAACCAAGACGGGAAUACGUCUGUCAACAAACUGUUCUCUUAG